Molecule: messenger RNA, 369 nt
Organism: Morchella importuna
Lineage: Eukaryota; Fungi; Ascomycota; Pezizomycetes; Pezizales; Morchellaceae
Exons: 3
Coding region: 1-369 (122 amino acids)
Biological process (GO): mitochondrial electron transport, ubiquinol to cytochrome c
Source: RefSeq, a predicted model, not a curated record
AUGCCUCCAUUGUCUAUUGCGAAGUCCAUCGUUGCCAGGCCUUGGUUACAGCGCGUCCUCGGCCCUGUAGCCAACAGGUACGCUGAUCUCGCUGGAUACCGUCAAAUCGGACUUGUCGCCGAUGACUUGAUUAUAGAAGAGACCGAUGUUGUUCAACAGGCGAUCAAGAGACUGCCCCCUAAGGUUGCCUACGACCGUAUGUUCCGUAUGCGUCGUGCUGUACAGUGCUCGGUUGCCCACCAGAUCCUGCCAAAGCAGGACCAGACAAAGCCCGAGGACGACGUCCCCUACUUGUCACCCUACAUCGAAGAGAUUGAGGCCGAGUUGAGAGAGAGGAACGAGCUCGACUCGUUGGCAAAGGCGAAGUAA